AUGGAAAUUUUAUAUUUUAUUGAAAAUUUAUUUUUAUUAUUUAUUGUUUAUGCUUUAAUUACUUAUAUUUCAUCUCUUGUUGCUUUAAUACAUGGUGUUAGAUAUAGAUUAAUUAAUGAUAAAUUACAAUCAAUUGAUGAUUUAGAUAAUGAACAAUUAGAAUUAUCAAUUAAUAAUGACAAAAUGUCAAAUUCAAAUCAAGAAGAAUUACAACAAAAUGAACAAGAUUUAAAUAAUUUAAAUAUUAUUGAUCAAUCAAAUUUAGAAAUAAUUCAAGUCAAUGAAGAAUAUAAUCCUAAUUAUAAUAAUAAUUUAAAUAAUAAUACAAAUCAGGAAUUUGAAUUACAAAAUAAUAAUUUAAAUAAUAUUGUAACAAAUUCUGCAAUUUCAAUGACACCUACUACUGUAUCAACACCUGUUUUAGGUGAAACUAUACAUUUAAAUAAUAAUAAUAAUAAUAAUAAUACUAAUAUGGAAAGUGAAAAUCCAUUAACUAAACAACUUGUAUUAACAUCAUUUUUUUAUGGAAGUUGUAUUUGUUUAAAUGAAUUUGAAUUUUCAACAACAUUUACCAGAUAUGUAAAUUCCAAAGAAGGAAAGAAUAUUUGUAAUUCUGAUAAUAUUUGUAGUUUAACUUUAUUAUUAAAUGAAAAACCACAAAAUGAAUUUAUUAUUAAAUUUUUUACUCAAUCUAGACCUAUUUUAUCAUUUAUAGUAAUUAAUAAUACAAAUAUGGUAAAUGAAACAAUUAAUUGUAAUUUUCAAGAUUUAAAUGAAAUUGAAACUGAAUUAGUAUCAAGAUAUGUACAUACUUGUAUUUUAACAAAUUUAAAUGAAAAUACUAUUUAUAAUUUUAAAGUUGGAAUGAUUACUAUAAAUGGAAGUGAACCAAUUUAUUCAAAUUUAAAACAAUUUAAAACAUUUUCAAAUAAUAUAAAUAAUAAUAAUUUAAAUUUUAUUCAAUCAUCUGAAUUUGGAUAUAAUGAUAAUGCAUUUAAUUUACUAAAAUUAGCAAUUACUAAAUAUAAUCCUAAAUUUAUUGCCAUAUCUGGUAAUUUAGUAUUUGAUAAUGGAUUUUUAACAUGUUAUACAAGAUGGGUUAAAUUUUUAGAAAGAUAUAGUUCAAUUGCAAUUGAUUCAAAUUCUAAUUUAAUUCCAUUAUUAACUACAAUUGGAAAUUAUGAAGCACUUUUUUGGAAAUUUAAAGCUAAUUAU
Molecule: messenger RNA, 1215 nt
Organism: Naegleria gruberi
Lineage: Eukaryota; Heterolobosea; Eutetramitea; Acrasida; Naegleriidae
Exons: 3
Source: RefSeq, a predicted model, not a curated record